CCACUACUGCAGCCAAAGGGGGCAAUCGUCAUGACCCGUGAUUACAAGCCUGGAGACCUGAUUUUUGCCAAGAUGAAAGGCUACCCUCACUGGCCGGCUAGGGUGGAUGAACUUCCUGAUGGGGCUGUAAAGCCUCCUACCAAUAAAAUGCCUAUUUUCUUUUUCGGCACUCAUGAAACGGCAUUCUUGGGACCAAAGGACAUAUUCCCUUAUGAGGAAAAUAAGGAGAAGUAUGGCAAACCAAAUAAGCGGAAGGGAUUUAAUGAAGGAUUAUGGGAAAUUGAUAACACCCCUAAAGUAAAAUUCUCGAGUCCACAGAAUAUUUUGGCAAUUACGAAUGCUGCACUGAAAGAGGCAGAAGAAGCGCAGGAGGAAAGCGUUGAGGAAAGUGAGGAGAAAGGUGCAAAGAAAAGGAAAUCUAGUGCAUCAAAGAUUUCUAGCAAACAAUCUGACACAUCAUCCAGUGGACUUGGAUCUCCAGAAAAAGAUUUGAGCACAUCAAAAGAGGACACCAGCUUCUCUGAGCAAACUGCAAACGAACAGUCUGGUUUGGGAAAAGAGUCCCCUGUUAAAGGAAAAAGAGGGAGAAAAAGAAAGGCGGAUAAAUUGGUAGAGCCGGACCAGGAUUCCGCCUCUGUACCUGUGAGCCCACCAAAACAAAGUCCCAAAAGAGGCAGACCAGCUUCAGCUGAAGUCAAGGUUCCUAAACCAAGAGGAAGACCAAGAUUAAUCAAGCCACCUCCUUCUCCAGGGCAUGGCGUCACAAGUGAAGAAGAUCAGGCCAAUAAAAAAGCACUAGAAAACAAAGCGCAAAAGCAGCUUUUACAAAAAAAGGAUGAUGAGGGUGCAAAACAGGAAGUUGAUAAACAAAGGAAGGAGCCUGAUAAAAAAGAGACUGAAUCUAAAAAGAAGAUUACAGGCAAGAUUGAUUCCCCUUCUCACUCUGAUUCAGACUCGGAGGAUCAAGAAGAAGGAAAGAAGGGCAAAGGACGCAAACAAGUGACCCAGAAGCGCAGCUUAAAGCCCGAAAAAGAAGCAGCUGUUAAAAAGCAUAAAGUGGAUGAUGCCACUAAGACAGAAAGCCACAGCAAAGAGGAAGUGAGGAAACUUGAAGUUAAAAAUCUGGACAAGAAAAAAGAACCAUCUACAGAUGCCAGACUUCAACGGAUACACGCAGAGAUUAAAAGCUCCUUAAAGAUUGACCACCUGGAUGUGAAUAGAUGCAUUAAUGCCUUGGAUGAACUGGCUUCACUCCAAGUAACGAUGCAGCAAGCUCAGAAGCACACAGAAAUGAUUACUACACUAAAAAAGAUUCGACGGUUCAAAGCCAGCCAAGUGGUUAUGGAAAAAGCUACAAUGUUGUACAACAAGUUCAAAAACAUGUUCCUGGUUGGUGAAGGUGACACUGUUAUAACUCAAGUUUUGAACAAGUCUCUAGCAGAACAGAAGCAGCAUGAGGAGGCAAACAAAGCCAAGGAAUCCGGGAAGAGAGGGCCUCAUAAGAAGAUAGAAAAGGACCAAAGUUCAGAGACAAAAGCUGUUAAUGGCAGCAAAGAAUCCCAAGACCAAGCACAACAAAACGGGGACAGUGGUGAAGAGAGUGAGGGCAAAGACAAGACAGAAAAACGUGUUCUUAGCGGAUCAAAAGGGACUGAGCCCAACAAACACACAGGUGAUGAUUCUGCCUCGGACAACUGAUGGAUGAAAGACCUAACUUUGGAAAGGGCUGAUGUGGCGGUUUGCCAGCGGGUUCGUUUUAGACUGAUGAUACUUUUAAAUCAUUUUAUAAUAGUGUUUUGCUGUCCAAAAUGUAAACAAGAAAUACUUUCAAAAUGCCUAUUUGUUAAAUUGCUCGGCAAUGUUGGAGGAACUUUGGAAAUAUUAGCACCUAUUUCAGUUUUUAUUCUGUGCUGGGUUUACAUCUGAACACUUUUUAUUUUUAGAUCUGGGACAAAGGGCCUCCUAACCAAUCAUCAUUUUGUAUUAUAUUGUUAUUGCCUUCGGGCAAUUGCUCUUCAGUAUUUUACUCCCUCUAGGCUUACAAAGUCCACAAUACUAGUCCGUUUUAUUGUUGUCUCAGACACAGCUGCUACAGAGCACUUUCAACUUGAUGUCCAUCGUGAACCUGUCAUGAGGCUGUAGACGACAACAAUAGCAAAGCUUAGUGUGCCUGUUAUUGUCUCCAAGAACACUGAUCCGAGACGCACAAUGCAAAUUCAUAAUGUAUGUUCCUGGAUCUCAGACCCAUUGCAAUAUCCCUUUUCUAGUCAAAGAAUCUAAUGAGCUUUAUGGCUACUAUGUUGUCGAGUUGUGUGCUCAAAAGUUUGCCAAUUAGCCACUAGGUGGAGUCCCUCUAUUUGCAAGAAUUUUGCAUCCUUACAAAUGUGCCAUUCCAGUUUUUCCCACUGUUUGGGGUUCCCCCCCUCCCCUCUUUUGGCUACAUCUUUCCUCUAUGGAAGGAGUAGCAAAUGUAAUUUUAGGGUAGGUUAUUGUAUACUCUGGCGUAAUAAUCUUACAAAACCUAUGGAGGUAAGUUUUUGUGUGUGAAAAGAAAAGUGGCAUUGGUGGGGAAAAAACUGUUUUUUUUCAUUACGGCUUCAAGAAGGCUAUUUCUCUGCAACUACAGGGGGACUGUUUUGGAGCAAAAGUGUGGGAUUUCAUGUGUUCUAACAGUGCUACUAAUAUUUUACCCAUUUACUGGUUUAUUCUAUGUUGUGUUUAUGGAGAUAAUUUAGAGGCAGUAUAUUUUUUAUAUAGCAGUGAAAGGUGUUAUGUGGAUUUAAAUGUUUUGGCUUGUUUUUUUUGUAUUUGCAGUGGAACGUAAGCUUGCUAUGUAAAUAGAAUUCUGUGUCAAACUUAUUUUCUUGUGCUUUUGUAUUGAAGGCUCAAAUAAAACUGUUUAAAAUGAUUAUAGAA
Messenger RNA from Spea bombifrons (plains spadefoot toad), 2916 nucleotides. It is a transcript of the gene PSIP1, whose product is annotated as PC4 and SRSF1 interacting protein 1. Gene Ontology annotation, molecular function: double-stranded DNA binding; transcription coregulator activity. The transcript is spliced from 16 exons. NCBI's taxonomy places the organism in Eukaryota, Metazoa, Chordata, Amphibia, Anura, Pelobatidae. Gene Ontology annotation, biological process: regulation of transcription by RNA polymerase II. The record is from RefSeq and is a predicted model, not a curated record. Gene Ontology annotation, cellular component: nucleus. The coding region runs from base 31 to 1698 and encodes 555 amino acids.